GGGGGAUCGAGAUCCCUGAAAAGAAAACUUAGACCUGCCCAGGGAAGAACUCCUGCUGGACUGAGGCACAGGGGUUAGGGAACGCCAGGGGACUGAGUGUGCCUGAGGAGGGGGUGAGGAGGGAAGCAGGAAAGACAAGCCUAGAGUCUGGAUCGCCUUGGCAGUCACUGACCAUGCCCGCUCCGCUGCUCCCGCUGCUGCUGCGAACGCUGCUGGCCCGCCUGCUGCUGCCCGCUGCCCGCCUGGCCCGUCGGCACCUCCUGCCUCUGCUGCGCCGGCUGGCCCGCCGCCUGGGCUCCCAGGAUAUGCGAGAGGCUUUACUGGGCUGUCUGGUGUUCCUCCUCAGCCAGAGACACCCGCCAGAUGAUGCCGCUGCUGCCGGGGAGGCCUCCAGAGUGGCCCGCCUGGAGAGGAGGGAGAGGAUAGUUUCUCAAAAAUGAGGCUGCGAAUCCCAGCAGUAGCUGUAUUCAUUGAAAUGCUUUCUUUUGGAGUAAGACAGCCUUGGCCCCUUCACUGACCGCAGCCUGCCCAGUGGGCAGAAGACAUGGUGGGGGCACUGAGCCUGAGAGGGGUCUAGCCCAGACGUGCCUCCUCUCUCCCAGCAGAAAUUGUUGGAAGGAUGCUCUCCGUAUCUAGCCGAAAACCAUCAUUCUCCCUCCCUCCCUGCAUUCUUCCCAAGUCCAUUUCUAAUCACCUCGGGCCUCUGGGGGAAGAACGGACUCUCCUCCGCCACCCUCCACCCCCAGGCUAACAGGAACAUGAGACCCAAUGAGGGCCAUUGCUUAACCCAAGGACAGGCGAUUUAGCUAAUCCAGACUGUCUGUCUGUGAGUCAGGAUUCACCUUAAAGUAAUAAGACCUUUGUUCCUUAGAGAGUCAGUCCUGCCCUCAAAGUCCAGCAUGCAGCAGGUGCUCAAUAAAUAUUUGUUGCCUUGAA
Sus scrofa (pig) is the source of this 936-nucleotide messenger RNA. RefSeq names its product myomixer, myoblast fusion factor (gene MYMX). Lineage: Eukaryota; Metazoa; Chordata; Mammalia; Artiodactyla; Suidae. Gene Ontology annotation, cellular component: plasma membrane; Golgi membrane; endoplasmic reticulum membrane. The record is from RefSeq and is a predicted model, not a curated record. Gene Ontology annotation, biological process: myoblast fusion; skeletal muscle organ development.